AGAUCGCGACCCCGGAGUGGGGGUAGCGUGGUUAUGUGGCUGAGCCGCAGCGGAUGGCCCGGGCUUCUGGGACUGUGUCACUACCACCUCCAGCGCCCUAGCUUUGCCAGGACUUGGAGUGGCUAUAAGGGCCCAAUGGCAGAAACACUGUCUACCCAGGUUGGGACAACGGGCGGGCUAAAGGCUCUGCAUCAGCAAAAUGGUGACGCUGGUGGCGACGCGAUGGUUGGGCCUCCCCCGGAGCCCCUGAAGCCGGCGGGCCAGGAAGUGGAGCCGGCCCCAGUUGGCGGGGAGCAUGCCUCGACUGCAGCCCAGGGCCCGGGCAAGCGUAAGAAGCGCCGCGGCGCAACCGGGGAGCGUGUCGUGCCACCCCCGAAGAAGCGGCGGACCGGGGUGAGCUUCGGCGAUGAGCACUUUGCAGAAACCAGUUAUUACUUCGAGGGCGGCCUGCGUAAGGUGCAGCCCUAUUACUUUGAUUUCCGGACCUACUGCAAAGGCCGCUGGGUGGGCCACAGCUUGCUGCACGUCUUCAGCACCGAGUUCCGAGCUCAGCCCCUGGCCUACUACGAGGCCGCGAUCCGGGCGGGCCGCCUGCAUCUCAACGAGGAGCCGGUGCAGGACCUCAACAUCGUGCUCAAGGACAAUGAUUUCUUGCGGAACACAGUGCACAGGCAUGAGCCACCAGUCACAGCAGAGCCCAUUCGCCUGCUAGCUGAGAAUGAAGAUGUGGUGGUUGUAGACAAGCCUUCCUCCAUUCCUGUCCACCCGUGUGGCCGCUUCCGACACAACACAGUUAUAUUCAUCCUAGGCAAGGAGCACCAACUCAAGGAGCUACACCCAUUGCAUCGGCUUGACCGCCUUACCUCAGGGGUACUUAUGUUUGCGAAGACAGCUGCAGUCUCUGAGAGAAUUCACGAGCAGGUUCGGGACCGGCAGCUGGAGAAGGAGUAUGUGUGCCGGGUGGAAGGGGAGUUCCCUACCGAGGAAGUGACCUGUAAAGAACCCAUCUUAGUGGUGUCUUACAAAGUAGGGGUGUGCCGUGUAGAUCCCCAGGGCAAGCCCUGUGAGACAGUGUUCCAGAGACUAAGCUACAAUGGCCACUCCAGUGUGGUACAGUGCCGGCCACUCACGGGCCGCACGCACCAGAUUCGAGUCCACCUUCAGUUCUUGGGCCAUCCCAUUCUCAAUGACCCCAUCUAUAACUCAACUGCCUGGGGUCCCUCCCGAGGCCGGGGUGGUCACAUUCCCAAGACAGAUGAGGAAUUGCUACGGGACCUGGUAGCAGAGCACCAGGCCAAACAGAGCCUGGAUGUGUUAGAUCUCUGUGAGGGUGACCUGUCCGCAGGACUCACAGACUCUGCAGCCCCCUCCUCAGAGUUGGGCAAGGACAACCUGGAAGAGUUGGCUGCCGCUGCCCAGAAGAUGGAGGAAGUAGUUGAGGCAGUGCCUCAGGAUUUGGACACAAUAGCGUUGGCACCAGAGAAGGCAAUUGAAACAGACGUCAUGAAUCAAGAGACAGACCCACUCUGUGCAGAGUGCCGGCUGGUACGACAGGAUCCCUUGCCCCAAGACCUUGUGAUGUUCCUACACGCCCUACGCUAUAAAGGGCCAGGCUUUGAGUACUUUUCGCCAAUGCCUGCCUGGGCACAGGAUGACUGGCAAGAAGACUGAGGGCUGUGGACAUUGGAGGGAUUGCUUCUUGGGUUGUGACAAGGAUGGGCCAUAGGGGCAAGGGCUCACCCCAUGGGCUGGCACUUGGGGUUUCUACGAGUGACCUGCUCCUACUUGCUACCUCCUUCCAACGGGAAUUUGGAGACUUUUUGGUUUGUAAAUAGAUCCCUUUUUCUAACAUC
Messenger RNA from Cebus imitator (Panamanian white-faced capuchin), 1853 nucleotides. It is a transcript of the gene RPUSD2, whose product is annotated as RNA pseudouridine synthase domain containing 2. NCBI's taxonomy places the organism in Eukaryota, Metazoa, Chordata, Mammalia, Primates, Cebidae. Bases 34 to 1671 code for a protein of 545 amino acids. The record is from RefSeq and is a predicted model, not a curated record. Gene Ontology annotation, biological process: pseudouridine synthesis. The transcript is spliced from 3 exons. Gene Ontology annotation, molecular function: pseudouridine synthase activity; RNA binding.